AUGCAGUUGCUCUGGGUCUCAGGUGUUUCAUGGGAUGAUGAUGCGCCAGAGAACCUUGCAUCCGAAUGGCAAGAAUUCAAAGCGCAGCUUCCUUCGUUGAAAUCGGUGUCUGUCCCGCGCCGUAUGGUCAAGGAUUUCGUCUCGCUCGAAGUCCACGGUUUCUGCGACGCCUCAGAGCUAGGGUAUUGCGCGGUGGUCUAUUUACGGACGUCAGGUGAGGAUGGAACGCGAUAUGUUCAUCUGGUCUGCAGCAAAUCAAGAGUGGCACCUCUUCGUAAGCUGUCGAUACCCCGUCUAGAGUUGCUGGCUGCGGUUCUACUUGCUGACUUGAUAGCAUCUGUUGCAGAGGCUCUGACGCCCCUCCACAAGAUUUGUGAAAUUUGUGCGUGGUCUGAUUCCAGCGUUGCUUUGACGUGGAUAAAGUCUUGCCCGUCCAGAUGGCAAACUUUCGUGGCUAACCGCGUGAGUCACAUUCAGGAUAUCAUCCCUCCAGACUGUUGGCGGCACGUGAGGACUGGUGACAAUCCUGCGGAUUGUGGAUCGCGAGGACUCUUGCCAGAUGACCUGGUUCACCACAAUAACUGGUGGCAGGGCCCAUCUUGGCUAGGUUUGGAUAAGGUUGACUGGCCUAAGUCCACGGUGGCAGUGGAUCUGGACGUUCUAUACGAAGAGCGCAAGGUCACUGUGCUCACUGUCUCAGUGAAAGAAUCAUGGACAGACAACCUGAUGAACAAAUUCUCGUCGCUAAGGACACUGCAACGUGUCCUUGCAUACUGUCGCAGGUUCGCAUAUAACGCGAGGAACCAAAAGAUGCCCAACAACUUGUUGAGCGGUCCCCUGACACCGCUAGAACUUAAGCAGGCGCUCAUGUUCCUUGUGUGCCAUGCGCAAAAACACCACUUUGCUUCGGAGAUAGAGAAGGUAACAAGUGGCCUUUCGAACUCUCUCCCGAAGGCAUUAAAAAAACUGUGCCCAUUUCUAGAUGACGCGGGUCUCUUGAGGGUGGGCGGACGCUUGUCGCGAGCCUCUCUUGAAUUCGAUGUUAAACAUCCCCUUUUGCUACCUCGCGACAACCGUCUGACCUAUCUCUUGAUUGACGAAUACCACAGACGUUUUAUGCAUCCGGGCAUCCAAACGCUCCAUAAUUUGCUGGCGCAGCAUUUCUGGAUCAUGAGUCCUAAGCGGGCUAUCUACGCCGUGGUCUCAAAGUGCAUGAAAUGCUUCCGGGUUCGCCCGCUGGGCGCUCCUGCGCCAUUCAUGGGAGACCUACCAGCUUAUCGCAUCACUCAACUGAAGGCCUUUUCGAGCUCAGCGGUCGACUUUGGUGGACCUUUCGAUAUCGCCCUUGGUCGUGGUCGCGGGAACAAGACGUACAAGGGCUACAUCUGCGUCUUCGUUUGCACCGCGACAAAGGCGAUACAUACUGAGCUGGCUACGGAGUUGUCCUCAGACGCCUUUCUGGCUGCGCUCCGGCGUUUCGUCGCCCGUCGAGGUCGGUGCAGUCGGUUAGUCUCUGACCAAGGCAAAAACUUUGUCGGUGCGAGCAACAUCCUCCAACGUCUCGUGGAGGAUGCUGCCGCACGCGAAGCAAUUCAUUUCGAAUUUAACCCGCCAGGGAGCCCACAUUUCUCGGGACUCGCUGAAGCCGGGAUCAAGGCGGUAAAGACACACCUCUCGCGCGUCAUAGGGAACCAAAGGCUGACGUACGAGGAGUUUUCGACGGUCUUAACUCAGGUCGAGGCUUUGCUGAACUCAAGGCCACUCACUCCUCUCAGCUCCGACCCUAAUGACUUUUCAGCCUUGACUCCGGGUCAUUUCUUGACCACAGAACCCCUGUCGGUCGUGCCUGAGGAGGAUCUGGCAGACGUCCGGGUUGGCCCUCUCCAACGCUGGAAGCUGCUGCAGAAAAUGCACCAAGACUUCUGGAGCAAAUGGUCUAAGGAGUACAUGCAUACUCUCCAACAGAGGAUGAAGUGGCACGACAAAGAGUCUAACAUCCAGGUCGGAGCACUCGUGCUCGUCAUAAACGAGCAGACGAGCCCAAUGAAAUGGCCCCUGGGUCGCAUCGUCGAGACACACCCCGGAUCCGAUGGAAUCUGUCGUGUUGUUUCCGUGCGCACUGCCACAGGGUUGUACAAACGGCCUGUGGUCAAGCUGUGCCCAUUGCCGGUGUAG
Messenger RNA from Leguminivora glycinivorella, 2175 nucleotides. RefSeq lists its product as uncharacterized. NCBI's taxonomy places the organism in Eukaryota, Metazoa, Arthropoda, Insecta, Lepidoptera, Tortricidae. The transcript has a single exon. The record is from RefSeq and is a predicted model, not a curated record. Bases 1 to 2175 code for a protein of 724 amino acids. Gene Ontology annotation, molecular function: nucleic acid binding. Gene Ontology annotation, biological process: DNA integration.